AUGGGAGGAUCGCAAGGAUCGACAGAGACGGAAUGGAUGCUGCUGCUGCUGGGACAGUGAUGAAGCAAAUGACAGAAUUAUAGAAGCCAUGAAGAGUUUUCUGGAAAAGAUGUGGUGUGCAAGAAAUAGUGAAUUGGAAGAUUUGUAAUGGAUACUGCCUGUGUUGUUUUAUUUUUACAGGGUGUGCCGAUACGAAGGCCUGACUCUCCAACGGGUCACCUGUAUAGCAAGAGCAAGAGCAAGACCCAAAACACUGCAGAUCCAAACUUGAGCCGCCGUGCCGAGGGGAGCCUCUUCUCGCAAGUAAUCUAGGUGGGUUAACCCCUCCACUUCAGUACAGCCACCAGUGUCCAAGCGUUCCCUGGUUCAGUACAGCCACCAGUGUCUGUGACCUGCAACCCCGAGUUGGAAUAAACUGUAGGGCAUGGUGACAAGUGGCAACCCACCAUACAUAACCAAGAGGCGACUGAUUGCUUCCAGCUGCCCGCCUUUACCGGCCACAGGCAAGGUGCCACGAGGUAGCCUGUGCGGCGGUCAGCAACAUUGCUCACGCCACCCCCCAGUCCCCUUCCCACUCGUCCACAAGUUCUUCUGACAGUGAUUAAUGCUUGCCUCAGUGUCACAACAACUGUGCUGCAAGAGGUGCCACAAUGGAAGACGCAGGGCAGGCUGACCGCACUAACAGAAGGAAGAGUCAGAGGCAUCGCUGUGAUGACUGUGGGAUGGCAUUCAGCCGGAAGAGCGCCCUGGAGAGUCACGCAGCUAGUCACAUGCACUCCUCAAAGAUGGACCAUUCCCUCGGGAGUUUCAGAACUUCCCACACAAACUCAGAAAGGUCAAACCAUUGCCUUGAAAGUUCCAUUGACAUACAGGGACAAAUAUUCAAUCAUUGGCAUGAGAGUGAUGCUGCUGCCCACACACAUAGUGGAAAUUCAGAAUGCUCUGAGGACACCCAAAUUCCACCUCAGAAAAGCAGUGUUCGUCAUGCUAGAAGAUUUGAAUGUCGAAAGUGUGGAGAGAGGUUUGCAUGGAAGAGCGCUUGCUUAGAGCAUACAAUGACCCAGUGUGCUGAUGAGGAUGACUUUAACUAUCAAGAGUGUGGCAGUAAGCUUAAUGUAAAGCUUGCACUUGAAGAUAACUGGCAAGAGUGUGGGGAAAAACACAUACAGGGCAGUGAGCUUGAUGUAAAGGUUGAACUUGAAGAAAAUAACUGGCAAGAGUGUGAGGAAAGUCAUGUACAGGGCAGUGAGCUUGAUGUAAAGGUUGAAUUUGAAGAAGAUAACUGGCAAGAGUGUGAGGAAAGUCAUGUACAGGGCAGUGAGCUUGAUGUAAAGGUUGAACUUGAAGAUAAUGGGCUUACAAGCAAAAUCUUUGAGCAGAGCAGCGAGCCUAAGAAAAAGAGUGAUCACAAAAGCGACACUGAAAUUGAGACAGAAUGCCCAGAAGAAACCAAUAAGCUUCUGAGUGACAGUGAGCUUGAGGGAGAUGGCUUCAGGUACCCAAACAAAGAAAUGCUUGCAUGUCGAGAAUGUGAGAGCAGAUUUGAGUGGAAGAGUACUCUGUUGACCCAUAUUUUUAGCCAUGACAUUAGUGAUGAUUUGCAGCUGGAAGAUUUCAUCAAGGUUGUACCAAAAAAUGAAAUCAGUGCAUCAGAAACCACAACCUACACUGGUGUGAAAAUGUAUCAGUGUCCAGAGUGUGGGAAGAGAAUUGCAAGAAAAGGUGAUCUUGAGAGGCACAUUCUUGCUCACAAUGCUCCUAAAAAUUUCAGGUGUCUUAAGUGUGAUAAAAGUUUUUCACGUAAGACUCAUCUUGACGUGCACAUGGCCCACCACGAUGCUGCUAAGAACUUUGAAUGCCAAGAGUGUGGAAAACAUUUUGUCUUUAAAAGUCGCUUUGACAGACACAUUCGCACACACGCACGGACAAAGGACUUUAAAUGUGAAGAGUGUGGGAGUCAUUUCCAAACUAAUUGGGGCUUAACACAACACUCCCACACACACGCAGUUAAAAGUUUUGUGUGCCAAGAGUGUGGCAAGCAGUUUGCACACAAUUCAAGUCUGCACCAACACAUGCACAACCACAAAGACAGCAAGUCAUUCCAGUGCCAUGAGUGUGGAAAGAGCUUCAAGCUUAAACGUGCCCUGAAGAGACAUAACCUCACCCACAUUGAUACUAAGAAAUUUGGGUGCUUGGAAUGUGGCAAGGAGUUUGGCCAGAAAUGCCAUCUAGAUAGACAUUUCCUCAUUCACCUAGGCACGAAGGAUUUUGAGUGUGAUAUUUGCCUUGAGAACUUCAGACGUAAGGAUAUACUCAAGAAACACAUGAAAACCCAUAGCAAACUGUUAUCUUGAGGGGCCACCUCAAAGGUCAUCUAAGAAUAAAGUUUCCUCUUCAUUACAACUGGACGACUCGGUAGGUUUGAGUCCCCACCGAAACACGCUGAUUUUUCAAGUCAUUGCCGAGUGGCGAAAAAUUACCCACAUGCUGUACGGAUCUUAACUUCAGCACCUUCAGUGAAGAGGCACAGUGAGGGGCUGCAUGGGCCAAGCAAGAGUUACACAUCACGGCAGCCACUAUAAAUAAAAUUAGCCCGUGCCACUAACAGGCUGGGGCCAUCCAUAAGGUCCCUCAAGAGAGCCUACCGGUGCUACAGGCAGAAAUUAACAACAGUGGAUAAUAAUGUUACAGAGGAAGGUGAAGAAAAAUGAGGCUACUGUUAUGAGAAGGAAACCCAACCUGAACAUUUCUCUAUUGCGACAUAUAAAAGGGUAACAGCAAGAAAAAUCAUAAAAGAAACAGAAGCCAAAACCAUAAAACAUCUUAAGCACCAAGCAGAUGAAGCAAAAUACAAGAGUGUGGGAAUGAUAGCAACGAACAAGUAAGCUGAUGCUGCGACUAUGGAAAGCCAUGAAAGGGAAGGAAAAUCUGUCAUCCCCUAGAAGAAAGAAAAAUCCUUGAACAGACAGUCCUGGUGAUGCUCGUGAUGGGCAAGGACGCAUCUGAAGAGCUCGUUCCUUUUGCAAUGAAGGAAUUCUCGCCGCUCCAAUUAAGAGCAAAAGAAAAAGUAGUGGAAAAAGUAGCCCCCACCGUAAAGGAAGAAUUUUAACCACCAUAACGGGGAAAAGAGGAAGUAGCUGGGAAAGUUCUAAUCUCUGUGAAGGAAAAGGCUGUCACUAGAAACCAACAGACAACGAAUACCACAAUGCAGAGGUGGGCGAGUGCGGUAGUACCGCAUCACAAAAAAAGUACCGCACUACCGCAAAAUUUCUGAAAAUACCGCACUAAAGAAUCCUGCGGUAGUUUUUUGCUGUACUUUGAAAACUACCAAAGACGACAUUUGCAGCGCGGCAUGCUCAGAU
This is a messenger RNA of Eriocheir sinensis (Chinese mitten crab), 3362 nucleotides long. Its product is annotated as gastrula zinc finger protein XlCGF46.1-like. Gene Ontology annotation, biological process: regulation of transcription by RNA polymerase II. The coding region runs from base 651 to 2354 and encodes 567 amino acids. Gene Ontology annotation, cellular component: nucleus. The record is from RefSeq and is a predicted model, not a curated record. NCBI's taxonomy places the organism in Eukaryota, Metazoa, Arthropoda, Malacostraca, Decapoda, Varunidae. Gene Ontology annotation, molecular function: DNA-binding transcription factor activity, RNA polymerase II-specific; RNA polymerase II cis-regulatory region sequence-specific DNA binding. The transcript is spliced from 5 exons.